AUGAAUUGUAUUAGCAUUAAUGUGUGUGGAAUAGGCGAAGACUACAAGGUCGAAUGGGUGAGGAGAUUAAAGACGCAGCAUCGUGCCUCCUUUGUGGGGAUACAGGAGACACAACUGGUGAAUGUGAAUGAUAGAGAUGUCGCAGGAUGUUGGGGCUCAAUAGAUUUUAGCUACUCGGCAAUUCAAUCUCAAGUAUCUGUUACUGCACUCCCAAGGGAGAAGGAAGGCUUUGAUAAUGUUUUUGCCAGUGCCUGGCUCAAUUUUAAGGGGUAUGGUACGCCAGAUUACUAUCUGGUGACCAAGCUCAAAUUCUUGAAGAAUAAACUUAAAAAAUGGAGAGCAAAUGAAUACCCCAAGGAGACAGUUGAAUUGAAGAAAAUCAAACAGCAGGUGCAUGAUAUUGAUUGUUUGGCGGAGAGGCGACAACUUAGUGAAUUGGAGAUGAAUGACCGGCGAUCUGGAAUACAUAAAAUAAUUGAAAUGGAGAAAUUAUUGACUUUGGAUCUGAAACAAAAAUCCAGAAUAAAGUGGGUGAUAGACGGUGAUGAGAACACAUCUUUCUUCCAUGGAUAUGUGAAUAACAAGCUUAGAAAGAGCAGAAUAAUGGGGCUACAGAUUAAUGGAUCUUGGACCACAAAUGUAGAGACUAUUAAACAAGAAGCUUUCAAAUUUUACCAAAGAAAGUUCCUGGAGAAAUGGCCAUCGAGACCAAAGUUGUUCAGCAAUAAAUUCAACCCGCUGGAUGCAAUUGACAAAGCCCAGCUGGAAGCUCCAUUCACCAGGGAAGAAAUCAGACGUGCUGUAUGGGCAUGCGGGAAUGAAAAGGCGCCGGGCCCUGAUGGUUUUUCUUUCUAG
Molecule: messenger RNA, 855 nt
Organism: Lactuca sativa (garden lettuce)
Lineage: Eukaryota; Viridiplantae; Streptophyta; Magnoliopsida; Asterales; Asteraceae
Source: RefSeq, a predicted model, not a curated record